CGCCGAUAAGCUCCCGCGAUGCGGAACCCGCCCGGCCGGCACCUCCUGCGCGUCGCCACCCGGGCCGUGCGCUCCUCCUCGGUCCUCGGCGGCGGGGGCGCCUCCACCUCCGCCUCGUCCCCCGUCUCCGCCUCCUCCGGCGGCCGCCCGCGCACCCGCGGCGCCGGCGGCAACAUGCUCCUGCGCGCCACCUCGCCGCCCCCGCCCUCCUCCGUCGCUGCCGCCGCGUGCUGGGAGUCCCGCACGCUGCGCCGCGACGGGGAGGACGACUGGGAGGAGGUCGUCGCCGGGGUCGAGGGUCCGGCCGCCUCCGGCGAGCCGGAUGUGGACGACGACUACAGGGUCGUCUUCUGGUCCCCGCCCACCGGGGACGAGGUCCGCGCCGCCUUCUCCAGCAUCCAGGAGGUAUUUGAGAAUUCUUUUGGGGUGGAUCCAGAUGAAACUGAGAAACAGAUAGCAUUGCUGUCCACCUCAGGCUAUUCUUCGUCGAGCAAUUCAUCGGGAUCAGAUGACUGGGUCGAGCCUGCUGCAUAUGUUCUCAACUCAACGGCUCUUCUGACCAGGGAACAUAGGACUGUUUUGGAUGCCUUCCGUCUAUUGCAAAGAGACCCUAAUGUUCAGAAAAUGGUUAUGUCCUUGUCAAGUGAUAGGACUGUGUGGGAUGCUGUAAUGAAUAACGAGGCAGUGCAAGAAUUCAGGAGAUCUUUCCAAGAUGGCAAAGAAAAUAAUAGGAAAGGAUGCUGUUCCCCUGUUGGCCCUGCUGGAGUGCUUAAGUGGAUCCUGGGAAACACCCAGGCAAAAAUAGUAGAAUUCUUCGACAACAUAGUGAAGAUUGUCAGCAUGCUGUUCCACCCUCAAAGCGAAGAAGAUAAACCCGAUCUGUACAGCGAUGCAGUGAAGGUGUCCUUCAUGCUCUCGGUGUUUGUCUUCAUCGUGGUGGCCAUUGCUCGGAUCAAUGAUGAGCCGUGGGAUUUCAAAGUUUGGUGAUGCAAGAUUUCUGCAGGACCUGUGUGAAUAUAUUUUGUAGGACAUCCCAGGCCUUACGAUUUACACUCACACGCAAUAUACACUGACGGUUGUUACAUAUGGGCUGUAAUCAUGUAGAUUUGACUGUUGUAAGGGAUUGUUUGUGUUGAGUCUGUUUUCCCCUGGUGUAGCUCGAAGUCGAGGGGGGUUCUUCAUCGUGUAAGGCUUUCCCAGAAGUAUUCGGUUCGUCGGGUGCGCCGCCGCGUGUAGAGCUUCAGCAGCGCCAGCAAGCAUGCGGGACGUCAAACCUGGCCUUCGCAAAGCAGCAUUAGGCAAAUCACACAACAUUGAUGUAGUUUCAAACGAUAGUAUAUGCUCAAAAUAAAGUUCCAAGGACGGAUCACUCAUGUAAAUAUUUUGCCACGCAAUUGUACGUUCCGUGUAAA
This is a messenger RNA of Lolium rigidum, 1412 nucleotides long. RefSeq lists its product as uncharacterized. The transcript has 5 exons. The record is from RefSeq and is a predicted model, not a curated record. Bases 19 to 987 code for a protein of 322 amino acids. Lineage: Eukaryota; Viridiplantae; Streptophyta; Magnoliopsida; Poales; Poaceae.